Opisthorchis viverrini is the source of this 2157-nucleotide messenger RNA. RefSeq lists its product as hypothetical. The annotation marks the transcript as partial. Gene Ontology annotation, cellular component: cilium; ciliary basal body. The record is from RefSeq and is a predicted model, not a curated record. NCBI's taxonomy places the organism in Eukaryota, Metazoa, Platyhelminthes, Trematoda, Opisthorchiida, Opisthorchiidae. The transcript has 8 exons. Gene Ontology annotation, molecular function: microtubule binding.
CCUCCAAAAAAGAAGGAAACGGAUAAGCAGAAGCGAGGUUCUGAGUCUUCGGGACAUGAUGUGAAAUUGGUCGAUGCCACUUUGCCCACUGAUUCGCCGUCCAAUUUGACUGAGUCUAUUCAGGAUGGAGUUGCAGAAAAAGUACAAAAUGAAUGUCAGGAGCUUAUUGUCAAGGAGUAUGAACGUCGUGUUCAAUCGCUACAAAAUCAUUUGCGUACCCUGAUGGAGGAGAAUGAGGAAGCUACAGCUGAGAUGUCAUUGGGCAUGACGGUAGCGGAUAUUGCUGAAUUGGGAACGUCUACUACAGGAAGGCUAGAUAAGAACUUUCAGGUCGCUGAUGAUUAUCCGGAUUCUAUGGAAGAUGUUUCGGACAAGAGUGAUCAGCCAAAUCCCAAGUUGACGCCGUUAGAUGAACUCAGCAGUCAUCCUUCAAGUAACGAGUUGGAAUUCAGCUCCGAGAAGUGUCCUCCACGCAAUAUCUUAUCUAACUAUGUCUUCCUCCGUGCACUCAGGGAAGCGAUUGGCACUCACAAUUACCAAAUGUAUGGAUGUGCGCAUUGUGGUCUUGACUGGCGUUCGGCUUUGCCAUGGGACAGUGCGACAACACGUUGCAGUGGUUUGCCUCAUUUGCACCACCCGCGACUCUGGAAACAGAGGAUCCGCAAGCCACUGAGGCCACUGAAAAUUAACCCUCUGCUUCGAAGCUACGUCAACAAACUUCAAGGGAGAAGUGUUAGGCGGAAUUCCACACGGAUCCCGCUUUAUCUCUCGCAGUCAGCCGCAGAAAUACAUUCGCUCGAUGUAUUCCUUGCCAACCGGGAUGCAAUGAUACACCAGUGCCAGUAUUUGGAAAAAUGCCUAGAGCGGAUGGAAAUGGAACAUCAAAAGGACCUAGAUGAGUUGACGAGGCAGAACCUGGAAGAUCGGGCUCUCCUAAAAAAGAAUGCGAUGAAACGCCUCGAAGAAGUGGCAUCGGAAUUCCGCAACGACGCAUACGACCGAUUGAAACCAGUUUUCAGAGAAUUGCUGCAAGAAAACAUAUCGAUUGACGAGGGUUUGGUCCAACUUACUGGUGCAAUCCAGAGUCUAACGAAGGAAAAUGCAGAGUUGGGUGUAACUCAUCGGAAUUUACAGCGCGAAAGAAGACAACUUGGAAACGAGCAUAUCAAACUGGCCACGCAUAACUCUGCUGUGAUUAAACUUACCCACUUGCUUGUUGUUCAUCAAAAUCGUUUGGACAGUAUGUCCCAGGAGCAAAUAUCUGACUGUUUGUCAGCUUUGGAUUCGCUGAAAGGUCAGUGUACGGAGCUGGAAAGGCAGGAGGCCAGAGCUGCGGAAUCUCUCGAGCGAACAAAGGAUGGUUGCGAAUUGAAGGGAAAACAAAUUGAAAUGUUGCGCAAACUAUCGGAAGCUCAUAUCAGUUGGACGGCUGACACAGCGAAGGCCUUAAGCAAAGCAACUGAACUAAUUCAAAACUUUAUGUGCUGUUCAACCCCUGAGGAGACCAGCAUUGAGGAGACUGCAAAGGUAAUCGAAGGUAUCGUAUAUCAUCUUCGUCCGUCGUUAAUCGCAUUACCGAAGGAGGACAACGCUGCGAUUUUGGAUUUUUCUUGGGAAGAUGAUAAGUUAGAGGAGAGCUUGUCCGUCUCGGAAGCAGACAAAAAUGAUGUGGUUUCCAGCGAUGAGGACAAAUCAGAGGCUAGCGGAAUAAGUGAACCACAUGGUUGGCAAAUCGAUGAUACUAUUGAGGUUUCGGAACCGGAGCCGGCAUCUGACGAGGAACUAACACCAGCGCGUAGUAGUACUUCAGCGAAGCCCUUGGACACAAAGGAUAAUGUUGGUCUUCAACACAGGUUCAUGUACCUUGAUCAGAUUGGGACAAAUUUGCCGCUGUUACAACUCAAUGACUAUUGUCCAUCAUCAAAAGAAUGGCAGGAACUUCUAAACUGUUUUGUGAAACAUCUUCCUGGAAGAGAAAAGCUUGCGGAUGAUGUGACCCCAGAUAAGGAUGAAAACGGCUGUUUGCUUCCCGGCGACCUGUAUUUGAUCCCUCCACCCGGGGCAACUAUUCCAACCGCAAAAGAACAAACACAUAUGUUGAAACGAUACGAAGUUGAAAAGCUGUUUGCACCUUUGGCGGAACAGAGUGUGGUCAGA